AUCAGUGCGCACCACACCCCUCUUUGGGCUUAUAAAGGCAGACGGAUCACGGUAUCAAACCCUCUCCAAAUCUAGAGGAAGCUUGUGUUUGAGAAGGAGUGUCUCAAGUACAACUGCAGUCACCAAUGAUCAUGGCACCUGCUGGAGCUAAGCGGGUAAGUGGAGACUUAAUAUUAAUAUGACCAUCAUUAUGGCUGUAAAUGCAUGCAUGCCUAUUGCGUAAUGCAAUUAGCCUUUUGCAGAACUAUUGCAUAUGUGCUACUGUAUGUAUUGCUUUGGUGUUAAGUGUACGUUAUUAUAACGAUCAAAAUGCUUAUUUUAGUUCCAACUUCAUCUGAACCCCUUGGUCUUGUUUGGCGCAAUAUAUUCAGUAUGUUUUUUAUCAUUGUGCAUGCUUCGUUGACUUUGGUUGAAAUAGAAUGGCCUGACUUCUACUACAACUCUAUUCUAUAACUUUUCCUUUGUUCAGCGUUUCCUAAACUCGGUCCUCGGGACCCCAAGGGGUGCAUUGUUAACCAAUUGGUGUCCCCGGGACCGAGUUUGGGAAACAAUGCAUUCGUUUACCGGUUGCGUAUUUCAUUCAGGGUACUUUUGCAUUUAUUGCGCGUGCAUAUUUCAUACUUGUAGAAUGGAGAGCUAAUUACGGAAUGUUUGUGCAGAACAUUUUGGAGCGCCUGGAUGCAGGAGAGAUUGUCAUCGGGGAUGGAGGUUUCGUCUUCGCCCUGGAGAAGAGGGGCUAUGUGAAGGCGGGUCCCUGGACUCCUGAAGCUGCCGUCGAGCAUCCCGAGGCUGGUAAACGCUAUCUAAGCUUUUGGCUCCCUGGACCCUGCGCAUCAGUCAUAGGCUAGCCUACAUAACAGUUAGUGAAGCCUCUCGCCUCUCCAACUUGUCCACCAGACGCACAUGUUUUAACCAGAUGAAGUUGAGAGAGCGUUAAGUCGCGAAGUUGUAAAUACUUAGCAAAAAGCCAUAUGAGUGACAAUUACUAUUCUCGUUUCCAGUGCGACAGCUGCACCGCGAAUUCCUGCGGGCGGGGUCAAAUGUCAUGCAGACUUUCACCUUCUACGCCAGCGACGAUAAACUGGAGAACAGGGGUAACGCUCAGCGCUUCACAGUGAGUAUCCUCUGCAGCCGUUGGGAAAACUCACCAAGAGGAAUGAAUGAGAAUGCCAGACCCAUACCAAUAUUCUACUGUUACAGUUUGGCCAUGCAUUUCUACGCAAGAUUGUUCAAUGACUGAAUGGGAUAAGAGGUUAUAUAAAUAAUUGUUCAAUUUACCUGUAAAUCAGGUUUCCUAUACAUCUCUCGAAUCCUGUUCUUCUGUUCAGCACUGAUUUAUUUCCCAACUUGGUGUUUAGCCUACUUGGCAGGUUUCACAAUGAUGAUAUAGAAGACAUUGGGUGCUUUCCUUUGCCCAGGCGUUGCUGAUGCCUGCCAGAUCUCACAACGCCUGGUUAGGUAUUUUAUGUAUCAGCUAAUCACAUCGUACGUUAUAGCAAUCUAUCAGUCGAUGACAGUCGAUCACGUGACACGGAAACAUUGAUUGAUGCAUGCAACGUCUGAGCAACCAUUGUAGGCUACCUCAAACUACAUCAAUAGGGUUGUACACUAAUCAAUGGCUGCUUUGAUUUACACCAGGGCGCACAAAUCAACGAGGCCGCCUGUGACCUGGCCAGGGAGGUGGCCAAUGAGGGUGAUGCGAUGGUUGCGGGCGGGGUCUCCCAGACCCCUUCUUACUUGAGCUGCAAGAGCGAGGACGAGGUCAAGGGCAUCUUCAAGAGGCAGCUCGAUGUCUUCGUCAAGAAGAACGUGGAUUUCAUGAUUGCAGAGGUAGGAAUGGCAUGUUGUACACUCAUAUAGUAGAUCCUCUUCUUGCACACAUGCCAUACUGAAACUGAGAAUCUGAUUUUCAUCAUUUUGACCUGACCGAUUCUAUGUGCAAUGGAUCCUCACUUGGACAAUGCUAGUUUCUGUCUUGUUUGGGUCGUCACUUUUGUACCCUGUGUGUUUCUGUGUGUUUGCGCAGUACUUUGAGCAUGUGGAGGAGGCAGAGUGGGCCGUACAGGUGCUGAAGACCUCAGGCAAGCCAGUGUGUGCCUCUCUGUGUAUCGGCCCUGACGGAGACCUCAACGGAGUCAGCCCUGGGGACUGUGCCGUCAGGCUGGUCAAAGCUGGUAUGGGACUUAAUUUAGCCAUUAUACACACAUGCGCACACACACACAGUCUUGUACAGCUAACCUUGUGGGGACACACAAUUCAGUCCCAUUCAAAAUCCUAUUUUCCCUACCCUGUACUCUAACCUUAACCUUAACCCUAACCCAAAAACCUAACCUUAACCCUAGCUCCUAACCCUAAACCUAAUUCUAACACUAACAACCCUAAACCCCCUAGAAAUAGCAUUUGACCUUGUGGGGACCAACAAAAAGCUCUCUAACUGUCAGCUCUCUCUCUCUCUGCCAAUAGGAGCCAAUAUUGUGGGCAUCAACUGCCACUUUGACCCCAUGACCUGUGUGAAGACGGUGAAAAUGAUGAAGGAGGGUGUGGAGAGGGCGGGGCUGAAGGCCCACUACAUGGUCCAGCCUUUGGCCUACCACACCCCUGACUGCAACUGCCAGGGAUUCAUCGACCUGCCAGAGUUCCCCUUCGGUACGUACACACAUCGCCAUAGCUCUCUCCUGCCCACUAGGUCGUCUUUUCUGUUUCUGUUUCUCUCUUUCCUCCUUUCUUCCUUCCUUUCUCUCCUCCCUCUUUCUCUUAACUUCUCUUUUGUCUCACAACUCCCUCUCUCUGACUACAUUUCUCUCUCUCCCCCAGGUCUGGAGCCCAGGAUUCUGACCAGGUGGGACAUGCACAAGUACGCCAGGGAGGCCUUCAACGUUGGCAUCCGUUUCAUCGGCGGCUGCUGCGGCUUCGAGCCCUACCACAUCAGGGCUGUGGCUGAGGAGCUGGCCACAGAGAGAGGCUACCUGCCCGCUGCCUCUGAGAAGCAUGGCAACUGGGGUGCUGGCCUGGAGAUGCACACCAAGCCAUGGGUCCGUGCCAGGUAAGGAGACCUUAUACACUACAUGGGUACAAAUUAGUUAGAUACCAGGAACCACAAAGGUGAGUCCCUAUAUGACUCCAGUCCAAAAUCACAAAAGUUCAAUUAUUUAACUUAAAUUGUUACUGUAAGACACGAGGUUACACAUAGCACUGUACCAUUUUAUUACUGCCACAUUUGGAGUAUACAUUUGACCUCUUACAUUUUCAAUCCUCCACCUCUCCCUUCCCCUCCUCCAUCCCUCUCUCCCCCAGGGCUCGCCGUGACUACUGGGAGAAGUUGAAGCCAGCAUCCGGCCGUCCCAAGUGUCCCUCCAUGUCCACCCCUGACAGCUGGGGUGUCACUAAGGGCCAUGCUGACCUGAUGCAGCACAAGGAGGCCACCAGCCAGGAAGAGCUCAAGCCCCUGUUUGAGAAGGCCAAGGCCAGCAACUGAGCACUCCUCCUUGGCUAGGAGAGGGAGGUGGAGCCCCCUGGAGGAAAACCAAAGGAGAGGUGUGUACUCCGAAGGAGUCGUGGUUUGUUGUGAUAAAGGCAGAGGGGAGAACUCACACACAUUCCCUUUUUAAAGAAGUUUACAUAACACAAAUUAUUAGAUGGAAGUCUUAUUGUUCUGUUUUGAUUUCUAGGACCAUUUUUUGUGAACCAAAAGUUUUCUUCUUAUGAUUUCAUUCAGAUUUGCAGCAUCUCUAGAUGGUACAGCUCCAUCGUAUUCUCUUCUGUAAUAAUUCUGAAGUGAUAUGGUAUAGAUGCAUCUCAUUUCUAAAUAACUGGAUUUCAAACUUGAUAUGUGCCUUACUUAGACAGAAUGUUACAGCAAUCAUCAAGCCAUUGAUACGUACUGUGAGUUAAACAAACAAACCAAAAAGUUGCCCCCAGUGGUGCGUCCACACAUACCUCCAGAGUGUUCUGCUGAUCUCGUGACUAUCGAAACACAUAAGCUUAUAAAUAAAAGUGAGAGCGUGUUACCGAAACUACUGUGACCACAAUGUUAAAUAGCUGGUAAAGAAUUUAGCAUAGCCUAGUUCUGAAUACAUCUAGUGCCAAAUAAUAAAUUACCAAAUUAAAGUUGACUUCAUAUCUGUAGUUUCAUUCAAUAAACUUCCACUUGACCUUGUA
Molecule: messenger RNA, 4158 nt
Organism: Coregonus sp. 'balchen'
Lineage: Eukaryota; Metazoa; Chordata; Actinopteri; Salmoniformes; Salmonidae
Source: the annotation of a GenBank genome assembly